Molecule: messenger RNA, 3282 nt
Organism: Ceratotherium simum simum (southern white rhinoceros)
Lineage: Eukaryota; Metazoa; Chordata; Mammalia; Perissodactyla; Rhinocerotidae
Source: RefSeq, a predicted model, not a curated record
UCGUUGUUGCUGGCUUUUUCAGGGGCUGCUCCCUCGCAGCCAGAGACGCUGCUUUUUUUUCCGGGUUCGGAGCCGUUCCGGAUGCUUUAGGCUGCCGGAUGUCUGAUCUCCGGAUAACUGAGGCGUUUCUGUACAUGGAUUAUCUGUGUUUUAGAGCACUCUGCUGCAAGGGACCACCACCUGCUCGACCAGAAUAUGACCUGGUUUGCAUAGGCCUCACAGGCUCUGGCAAGACCAGUCUGUUGUCAAAGCUCUGCAGUGAAAGCCCCGACAACGUCGUGUCGACCACAGGUUUUAGUAUAAAAGCAGUGCCAUUCCAGAAUGCCAUCUUGAAUGUAAAAGAACUUGGAGGAGCUGAUAAUAUCCGGAAAUACUGGAGCCGCUACUACCAAGGGUCUCAAGGGGUGAUAUUUGUAUUAGACAGUGCCUCUUCAGAAGAUGACUUAGAAACUGCUAGAAAUGAACUGCACUCAGCUCUUCAGCACCCACAGUUAUGCACUUUACCCUUUUUAAUAUUGGCCAACCAUCAAGACAAGCCAGCAGCUCGAUCAGUGCAAGAGGUCAAAAAAUAUUUUGAACUUGAACCACUUGCACGUGGAAAACGCUGGAUUCUGCAGCCCUGCUCGCUGGAUGACAUGGAUGCACUGAAAGAUAGCUUCUCUCAGCUGAUAAAUUUGUUAGAAGAAAAAGACCAUGAAGCUGUAAGAAUGUGAAUCUGGCAAAGACAACGGGUUCCCAAAAGGCCUUGAACCUAUCAUAUUAGUUUCUCAUUUUAAUUUUAUUUUGGUAUCAAGACUAUAAUGGCUUCAGUAUCUAUUUUCCACUAGUUAUUUCAGGCUCUCAUCUCUCUUAUUAAGUGAAUAUUCUGUAAAUCAGGUGAAUUAUCAUCGGCAUUAACGUCAAGUACGCACUACUGAGAGAGAAUUUAUUCUCUGUUUACCACUAAUUAUCUUCACCGCAUGUCUCUUCCUUCUGUUGUUCUAAGCGUCUCUUCUAUACUCUGCUAAAAUGGAUGGAAUUCGUGGCUCACGGAAAUUAAAUCCCUUAUGAAGGACUCAGGGAGACUCAGAACCUUGACUCAUUUUCCCUGGGUUUGGGGUAGAGUGCUGUGUGACUGGGACUUCCCGAAAUAUGUAUAUCAUUUUCAAGAUCUCUUGGGGUUUUUAUUGUAUUUUAUUAUGUCUUAUUUUAUUUUUUGGUUUUUUAUAUAUAGGCCUUAUCGAAUAUGAGAGAAAAAUGCACACCAAAAGCUUCAAUUACCUUAUAAAAAAGAAAUAUCCUGCCAUAGUAAAAUUAACUUCAAAGAACUUAAAGAUGCAUAAUGUUUCCUUGACGACAUCUGAAGUCUCACUCUCUUCUCUCUUUUAAGAGCAAAGACAUUGUUUUAAUUUUUGAGAAGAGUUAGAGGAAAUUAAGGCACAAUGCACACAUCACUGGUUACUAUGUCAUCAAGUCCUCAAAUAUUUUUUUAAUGGAAAGAUUACCCUGCAUAAAAUCAAGCUGCAACAUAAUAUAGGUAUCUUUUUCUAAAAGUCUUAAGUAUUUGAUUGAAAGAGAGAAAAUAAUUUUUAAAAUAGUAGGUAAAAUUUUUAAAAACAGCCAAAUGAAGUAUAGUUUGUACUGGCUAGGGUUUAAGCUGGCAUGGAUUUGACAAAGAUAACAAAGACAGAAUCAUCUAUAUAUUCAUUCAUUAAGUGCUAAUGUCGUUUAAUGGAGUCUGUUAAUGUCUCCAUCUAGUAAUUAAAGGUCUAUCAGUAUUUCUAUUAUAAACCUCUAUUUUCAGGGGUUUCAAUGUGCCCUUAAAAAUGUGCUGGGGCUGCAGCAAGUAAGUAAUUUUAGGGCCCAGAUUUAGUCUUUAGAACUAAUUUUUUUUUCAUUUAAUUUAAAUGAUAAAAUUACUAGAGAUAAAUGUACAGUUUUACUAAAGUUUGGCACCUGUGAUCUUUUCUAAAUCAGGAAUAAUCAAUGGAUAUUGAGGUUUAUGGAUGAAGUGCUCUUUGGCAUAUUUUGUAGAUUUUUGACCACUUAAAAUACAAAGUGGCCAAAUGUUAGAAAACUGCUCCCUUCACCUGAGCAAUAAAAACAUGUUUGUAAUUUUUAGGCAGCAUAGACUUUGUCCUGAAUAUCACAGACUCACACUCUUGCAGGGUGAUGUAACACCUUGUAAUUCUCCAGAAGAGAUACGUCAUUCAAAUACAACUUUUGUGAUUUAAUCUUGUAGCUGGCUUUUAAUGAAAUCAUUACCUUUGAAACAUCGAACACCUCGUUAAGCUUUUUUUUAAUGAAAUGGAUCAAAAAAGAUUCAUAUUCAAUUUUGUCUACAGCAUCCUUGAAUAUUUUUACACUAUGUAAUCCGUGAGCAGCACAAAACUUUUACUCCAAUGACUGGUUACACAAUUCCUGCUUUUAUUUUGUCCCGUUGUGCUCAUCUCCUAUGAAAAAUAAAUGAUUAUUAGGCUUUGCUUUCUCUGUAAGUUCAUUAAAUGGAGAAUGUUGUCUUUUUAAGAUACUGUGGCUGAGUGCUCCUAAGCCAUCUGUUAAAUGACUUCCUGUUGUCUGUGUGUGUGUUCAUGUGUGCGCCAGUGAUGGGCUUCUUCUCAGACCCACGACUGUCUGCAGUGUCUCAGCCGUCAGAAUGAAAACAUUAUCAAUCAGUACCCAACAACAGCUGUUUUUGACAAGUUUCUGUCUGACGCCUAAUGCUUUACAACUGUCAAUAAGGCUCCUCCUUUGUCUGGCAGUUCGGAGCUCGCCGUCUUGCUGCUUCCGUGUGGCAUCCUGUCCUUGUAACCCUAGAAUUUGCCAUGUUUUGGAAAUCCACAAGAGGGGGAGGGGAGGGGGCUGGGACGGGCAUGUGUGGGUGGGUGGUGGGUGUGCAUAUGUGUCGUGUUCCUACUUCAUGUAAAGUGCCACAGGUGGCUUAGUUUGCAUAUUCAAAUAUUAUAGAGGAAAAACAGUCUGUUAUGUAUUUCUUCACUUAGCUUCUUGUUAUAUUUAUGGAAGUUACCAGUUUUUGUACCUUCUUAGCUAAAGCAGUUGCCUUUUUGUAAUGGCAAUUAAUUUAUAUGACAAAACUUUGUAUCUACUGUAGUUUACAGUAUUGGUUGCUAAUUAACUGCCAUAUUGCCCUGUCUUUCUAUUAAAAAAAAAAAAUACUGUGUCUACACUUAGAGGUUAACAGAUUCAUGUGGACAGUUGCCAGGCAGGAAGAACUCGUAUUGUCCGUGAUUUAUAUAUGAUUUCCACUGUCUUCAAAUGAAAAUAAACGCUGAGUAGAAUUGA